UUGAUAUCCAAAUAAGAGAAUGUUGUCAAAGUUCUUUUCUUCUCUUUCUCCUCUAAUUUUCUCUUCAUUACCGUCAAUCCAAACAUAUCAUUAAUAUCACUAAUGGAAUAGUUUCCGUUGUUGAUAUUUAAAUCUCUGAAACAGCUUGCCCUGCUCAUUGUCACAUUCGCAAAUCUCUCGCUCAUUGCUCUCUAGACCACCCGCUCCCUUGCUGCCUUCACCGACGACCGUCCAUCGCUCGGUCGAUCGACAUCAUCGGCUCCCACCCGCUCCCUUCCUGUCAUCAGCCUUCUCAUUCCCUCUCACUCCCGAUCGAGAAAGUUACCUUCAUUCAUGGACAUUUCAGUGCUUGGCUUCUAACAAAUCUGUCAAUUCGUGGACAUUGCAGUUCUUGUCAUCUUCAAGGUUACGAGUCACCACGAAAUUGCUACAACUUAGAUUUAGAUCUUCCUCUCCAUCUCUCCCAAUCGACUGCCAUCAUAGUGGAUAUGAACUAGCAAUCGAUCUCUCUAGCUUCCAAGUCAACUACCAUAAUGCCAUCAUUGGAUGUGGAUCUAGUGAUUGAUUGAAUCCCUUCAAGCUACCCUCCGACGGACCGAUUGCAUGCCGACAUGGCAUCGUGCGGUUUCCAAGUCCUCUGCCUGCUAUGCCAUCAUGCUAUGCUGCCAAGUCCUUUGCCAUCACUGAUAGAUUGAUUGCAUCGUAGAAGCUAUGAGCUUCAAAUUUAAGCCCGUCUCACAGCCUAGCAACCAUGAAGCUAUCGAGGGCAGCGAAAAGGAAAAACAAAUUAAAACUUUGGAUCUUGGAAAUGGAAGCCAGGUCCUUUACAUCCCAAGGUUUUUAUCCUUUGAUGAUUCGUGGAAAUUCUUUGAUUACCUCAACUCUCACAUUCCUUGGACUCGACCAACCAUUCGUGUCUAUGGUCGCUCCUGUGUUCAGCCUAGAGACACAUGUUAUGUUGCAAGCCCAGGAUUGCCAGAAUUGAUUUAUAGUGGCUAUAAACCACAUGCCUACUCAUGGGAUGAUUAUCCUCCACUUAAGGAAAUCUUGGAGGCUGUCCACAAAGUUCUUCCUGGUAGUAAAUUCAACAGCCUACUAUUAAAUAGGUAUAAAGGAGGCAAUGACAAUGUUGGUUGGCAUGCUGAUGAUGAGAAGCUUUAUGGUCCAACUCCAGAAAUUGCAUCUGUUUCUUUUGGAUGUGAACGUGAUUUCUUGUUGAAAAAAAGACCUAGUAAAUCAUCCCAAGCCCAAGCAAAAGGAAAAUCUGAUGAUGAACCUUCUAGCAAGCGAUUAAAGAAGAGCUGCCAUGUUGAUCAGCAUUCUUUUACACUAAAGCAUGGAUCUCUAUUGGUGAUGAGAGGUUACACACAAAGGGAUUGGCUCCACUCGGUGCCUAAACGUGCAAAAGCAGAGGCAACUAGAAUUAAUCUUACCUUUAGAUACGUUCAUGGAGGGCUGCUUGGUAGAAAAUUGCCCUGAUAUUUAGCAAUAUCUACUUGAUUCUUAGUGAAAUUUUCUGCUGCUGGGUAUGUUAAAGAAGGGAUCAUCUAACUGAUGAUUUUUGAAAUUAAUCUCGAGCACUACCAGUCUGAAGGUUUACAUAAAGUAGUGGUCAGCACAUGAUCAGCUACACAAAUAGCAAGGUCAGGGUCCGGGCCUGGGCUGGAUUUGGAGCCUUUUCGCUUUUGCUGUAAUGGUUUUCUAAUAUGCAGCCGAAUAGGUUCAGUAUAGGAAAAAGAAUGAGAAGGUCUAUAUCAUAGCAUCCGGAGCUCUUUCUAUUUUCUUUGGAGCUUCCCACAUCAGAAAAAAAUUUGGAACUCAGAACUCACGGAGUUAGAUGAUUAGUCAAAUUCUAGCUACCAUUGAAAUUUAAGGUUGAAAAAUAUUUUGUUUAUAGAAAACAUUUGUAAAGAAAUUACUUUUUAAGAUAACUUAUUUUUCUUUA
Manihot esculenta (cassava) is the source of this 1945-nucleotide messenger RNA. Its product is annotated as DNA oxidative demethylase ALKBH2. The record is from RefSeq and is a predicted model, not a curated record. Gene Ontology annotation, biological process: DNA repair. The coding region runs from base 712 to 1479 and encodes 255 amino acids. The transcript has 7 exons. NCBI's taxonomy places the organism in Eukaryota, Viridiplantae, Streptophyta, Magnoliopsida, Malpighiales, Euphorbiaceae.